Molecule: messenger RNA, 441 nt
Organism: Hyaloperonospora brassicae
Lineage: Eukaryota; Oomycota; Peronosporomycetes; Peronosporales; Peronosporaceae
Source: the annotation of a GenBank genome assembly
AUGGCCGCUGCCACCGAACCAACUCGGACACUCCGACGCGCCACCUACGCGAAAGUACAGGACUUGACGCCCGGUUCCCACGGGCACAAUCUCGUGCUGCAAGUGGUCUCUGUCGCUCCUGUGGUCGAGAAGAAGCGCUACGACGGGACCGUCUCGCGCAUCGCCGAGGCCGUGCUGGCCGACGAGACGGGAUGCGUCACGUUUACCGCAAGAAACGAUCAGAUUGACGUGCUGAAGGAAGGCCUUGUGCUGGUUCUGCGCAAUACGAACGCCGACAUCUUUAACGGAUUUAUGCGGCUGAACGUGACGCAAUGGGGCAAAUUGUCGGUGCAUCCGGACACCGUGGCCUCGACGCCUGCCCCGCCUCUCAGUAUCAAUACGAAGAACAACGUGUCGGCCGUUGAAUACGAACUGGUCACGGUGAAUGACGCCGACGAAUAG